Messenger RNA from Ananas comosus (pineapple), 1168 nucleotides. RefSeq names its product probable histone chaperone ASF1A. Gene Ontology annotation, cellular component: nucleus. The record is from RefSeq and is a predicted model, not a curated record. The coding region runs from base 289 to 849 and encodes 186 amino acids. Lineage: Eukaryota; Viridiplantae; Streptophyta; Magnoliopsida; Poales; Bromeliaceae. Gene Ontology annotation, molecular function: histone binding. The transcript has 3 exons. Gene Ontology annotation, biological process: DNA replication-dependent chromatin assembly.
GGAAAGGCAAAAAAGCAAAAAAAAAAAGAAAAAAGAAAAAAAAGAAAAAAAAAGCGAAAAACCUCACUCCCCUGAAUGCAUAAGCAUUCCUCAAACCGACGCGCGGAAGCGAUUUCUCCUCACCUCGAAACCCUAAGUCUUUCAUUUCUCAUCUCCUCUUUCCAUAAUCUCCUAAAAUCGCGAAUUAGGGUUUUGCGCCAUGGAUUGGUAAUGGAGUCUAGGGUUUCGUUGUAGCCCUAUUUAGUGCUCUUGUGGGGGUUGGAAUCGAAGUAGCGUUUUUGUGUGAUCAUGAGCGCCGUCAACAUAACGAACGUGACGGUGUUGGACAACCCCGCCGCUUUCCUCAACCCUUUCCAGUUCGAGAUAUCGUACGAAUGCUUGGUUCCCCUCGAGGACGAUUUGGAAUGGAAACUCAUAUAUGUUGGAUCAGCUGAAGAUGAGACAUACGAUCAAUUACUUGAAAGUGUGCUUGUUGGUCCUGUUAACGUUGGGAACUACCGUUUUGUUUUCCAGGCUGAUCCACCUGACCCAUCAAAGAUUCGUGAAGAAGAUAUAAUUGGUGUCACUGUGCUUCUGUUGACUUGUUCCUACAUGGGCCAAGAGUUCAUCAGAGUAGGUUACUAUGUGAACAAUGAUUACGAUGAUGAGCAACUGAGAGAAGAACCGCCUCCGAAGGUGUUAAUUGAUAGAGUCCAGAGAAACAUUUUGGCCGACAAACCUCGUGUCACCAAAUUCCCAAUCAAUUUCCAUCCCGAACCCAGUGACACUGCAAGGCCGCCACAGCAGAACCCCGCCGCUUCACCUGAAAUUCGACCCAGCGACGAUACUCAUAAUGAUCAGAAUAUCUGAUGGUGUGGCAAGAAAAGAGUUUUUUAUUUGCUUACAAUUUUGCAUAGUUUGUAGAAUUAGGAGUUUCAGAAUGGCUUGGUAGGUGGCUGGAUCGAUGUGAAAAGAAAGUUAUGCUUUACAUGAAUGUUGGUCCACUUUGGUUGGCCAAAUGUUGUCUCGUGGGUCGACAGGAUCAAAUUAAUUUCCUUUUGAUUUGGAUCUUUUAGCUCUUCUGUUUCCCUAAGUGGUAGGAAGUAUGUGAGAAAGGUUGUAAUGAAUGGUGAGGUGGCUGUAUACUUUAAUUUUAAGAAUAUGCAAUUUGAAAUGGCUUUUUCCAAUA